AUGCCACGCCUGUCGGGUCUCCGCGGUAGAUACAUCCCGGAGUGCCGACGAAGUCUCAAGGCCCUAGCCCGAGGUGCAAAGAUGCAGAGCUCAGAUCUAGGGGUAUGGGGUCCAGUUUGUUCAUCUUGGAUAACACAAGAGGAACAAGAACCUAUAGACAGACAAUUAUCUCGGCUGGGUUUGAAAGGUCACAUCUGGAAUGGUAGUUCACAUGAAGAUGAUAAGUCAGCGAUGGGGUUCUCGAAUAGUGUAGAUCAGAUAGUGAAGGCUGUCAAGGUUCACACAUACGAUUUAAACAUCAACGCCGGUAGGGGUUUGGCAGAGGAGGUCGACGAUCCCGGCGACGGGGAUGGUGCAGCAGCGGGCGCGCUGGCCGCCGGCGGCGCACACGGACUGGAAUUGUGUGGCGUCGGUCAGGACCUCGGAUGGGUUCUGGCAGUCGAGGUCGGCCAGACCGGCGACGUCAGUAGCGCAGCACUGGGCGUUGCUGUACAGACCCGAGCAGGCAGUGUAGGUCUGACGCUCCAUCAUGGAGGGGGCAGCGAGGGCACUGGUGAAGAGAGCGGCGAGGGUGAAGAACUGCAUUUUGAGAUAUGUAUUUGA
Messenger RNA from Truncatella angustata, 603 nucleotides. RefSeq lists its product as uncharacterized. The record is from RefSeq and is a predicted model, not a curated record. Lineage: Eukaryota; Fungi; Ascomycota; Sordariomycetes; Amphisphaeriales; Sporocadaceae. The coding region runs from base 1 to 603 and encodes 200 amino acids. The transcript has 3 exons.